UGUCCAGGUAACCAGGGAAGUUGUCGCUGCCUUUGGGUACCAACUGGUACCCAAGUGUCCCGCCAUGCAGCUGAAGCACCUGAGGACCCUGCUGAGCCCGCAGGAUGGAGCUGCAAAGGUGACCUGCAUGUCUUGGUCUCAGAACAAUGCCAAGUUUGCUGUGUGCACAGUGGACCGAGUGGUGUUGCUGUAUGAUGAACACGGGGAGCGCAGAGACAAAUUCUCUACCAAACCAGCUGACAUGAAGUAUGGUCGAAGGAGCUACAUGGUGAAAGGCAUGGCCUUUUCUCCGGACUCCACAAAGAUCGCCAUUGGACAGACAGACAACAUCAUCUUUGUGUACAAGAUUGGGGAGGACUGGGGGGACAAGAAGGUGAUCUGCAACAAGUUCAUCCAGACGAGCGCGGUCACCUGUCUACAGUGGCCAUCGGAGUAUGUCAUUGUCUUCGGACUGGCUGAAGGGAAGGUCCGUAUGGUCAACACUAAAACCAGCAAAUCAUCUACUAUCUAUGGGACAGAGUCGUACGUGGUGUCCCUGACAACGAAUUUUUCUGGAAAAGGAAUUCUGUCCGGUCAUGCAGAUGGCACCAUCGUUCGGUAUUUCUUUGAUGACGAAGGUUCUGGAGAAUCACAGGGAAAGCUGGUGAACCACCCCUGCCCGCCCUAUGCCUUGGCUUGGGCAACCAACAGCAUCGUGGCUGCAGGCUGUGAUCGGAGGGUCGUGGCCUAUGGGAAGGAAGGCCACGUGCUGCAGACGUUCGACUACAGCCGGGACCCUCAGGAGCGGGAGUUCACCACAGCUGCAGCAAGUCCCGGGGGCCAGUCUGUCGUGCUGGGAAGCUAUGACAGACUUCGUGUGUUCAACUGGAGCCCACGACGGAGCAUCUGGGAAGAGGCCAAACCCAAGGAGAUCGCCAACUUGUACACCAUCACAUCCUUAGCCUGGAAGCGGGAUGGCUCACGGCUCUGUGCGGGCACACUCUGUGGUGGUGUGGAACAGUUCGACUGCUGCCUGCGGAGGAGCAUUUAUAAGAACAAGUUUGAGCUGACAUACGUGGGGCCUAGCCAGGUGAUUGUCAAGAACCUGUCUUCGGGGACCCGUGUCGUGCUCAAAUCCCACUAUGGCUACGAGGUGGAAGAGGUGAAAAUCCUGGGCAAGGAGCGAUACCUGGUGGCACACACCUCAGAUACGCUGCUACUCGGGGACCUGAACACGAACCGCCUUAGCGAGAUAGCAUGGCAGGGUUCUGGUGGCCACGAGAAGUACUUCUUUGAAAAUGAGAAUGUGUGCAUGAUCUUCAAUGCCGGCGAGCUGACUCUGGUGGAAUACGGAAGCAAUGACACCUUGGGCUCCGUCCGCACCGAGUUCAUGAACCCCCAUCUCAUCAGUGUCCGGAUCAAUGAGCGGCGUCAGCGGGGGAUGGACGAGAACAAGAAAUUGGCUUAUCUAGUUGACAUCAAGACUAUUGCCGUGGUGGAUCUCAUUGGUGGCUACAACAUUGGCACCAUCAGCCAUGAGAGCCGCGUGGACUGGCUGGAACUCAACGAGACUGGGCACAAGCUCCUCUUCCGGGACCGGAAAUUCCGCCUGCACCUGUAUGACAUCGAAAGCUGCUCUAAGACCAUGAUCCUCAACUUCUGCUCCUACGUGCAGUGGGUCCCCGGAAGCGAUGUGCUGGUGGCCCAGAACCGCAACAACUUGUGUGUGUGGUACAACAUCGAGGCCCCUGAGAGGGUCACCAUGUCCACUGUCCGGGGGGAAUGUCAUAGGCCUGUGAGCGGGGGUGGAGGCAAGACCGAGGUGAUGGUGACCGAGGGAGUGACCACAGUCGCCUACACGCUGGAUGAAGGCCUGAUCGAGUUUGGAACGGCCAUCGAUGACGGCAACUACAUCCGGGCCACGGCCUUCUUGGAGACUCUGGAAAUGACCCCGGAAACAGAGGCCAUGUGGAAGACACUGAGUAAACUGGCCCUGGAAGCCAGGCAGCUGCACAUUGCAGAGAGGUGCUUUUCUGCUCUGGGCCACGUUGCCAAAGCCCAGUUUCUGCACAAGACAAAUGAAAUUGCAGAUCAAGUGUCUCGGGAAUAUGGUGGUGAAGGGACAGAUUUUUAUCAGGUCCGUGCACGCCUUGCCAUGCUAGAGAAGAACUAUAAACUGGCCGAAAUGAUCUUCUUGGAACAGAACGCUGUGGAGGAGGCAAUGAACAUGUACCAGGAACUCCACCGUUGGGAUGAUUGCAUCGCUGUGGCUGAGGCCAAGGGCCACCCUGCCCUGGAGAAGCUGCGCCGGGGCUACUACCAGUGGCUGAUGGACACUCAGCAGGAGGAGCGGGCUGGCGAGCUCCAGGAGAGCCAAGGCGACGGGCUGGCAGCUAUUAGCCUCUACCUCAAAAGCCGGCUCCCUGGCAAGAGCCGGUCGCGGCUUGGUGCUCUCAUGGAGGAGCUGCUAAGCCCAACUCGGAGCCUGGUGGAGAGCGCAUCUACCUCCGCCCUCAUCAAGAGCGAGCUGUAUGAGCGGGCAGCGCGAUCUCUUGAGAAGAUCCGAAAAUCCACAGCCCGGGGGGCACUGGAGUGCUACUGUAAAGGCAGCGCGUUCAUGAAAGCGGUGGAGCUGGCUCGCGUGGCCUUCCCCGGGGAGGUGGUGCGCCUGGAGGAGGCCUGGGGUGACCACCUGGUGGUCCAGAAGCAGCUGGACGCGGCCAUUAACCACUACAUAGAAGCCAGGUGUUCCAUUAAGGCGAUUGAGGCGGCCCUGGGUGCCCGCCAGUGGAAGAAGGCGAUUUACAUCCUAGAUCUGCAGGACCGGAACACAGCGUCCAAGUACUACCCUCGAGUGGCCCAGCACUAUGCAUCCCUGCAGGAAUAUGAGAUCGCAGAGGAGCUGUACACGAAAGGCGACCGCACCAAAGAUGCCAUCGACAUGUACACGCAAGCUGGCCGCUGGGAGCAGGCCCACAAGCUGGCGCUGAAGUGCAUGAGGCCCGAGGAGGUGUCUGUGCUGUACAUCACUCAGGCCCAGGAGCUGGAGAAACAGGGCAAGUACCGCGAGGGCCGCAGGCUCUACGUGAUGGUGGAGGAGCCGGACCUCGCCAUCACCAUGUUCAAGAAGCACAAGUUGUACGACGACAUGAUCCGCCUGGUCGGGAAGCACCACCCCGACCUCCUCAGCGACACUCACCUGCACCUGGGCAAGGAGCUGGAGGCCGAGGGUCGCCUGCAGGAGGCCGAGUAUCAUUACCUGCAGGCCCAGGAGUGGAAGGCGACCGUCAGCAUGUUCCGGUCCAACGGGCUUUGGGAGGAAGCUUACCGGGUAGCCAAGACUCAUGGUGGAGCUAAUGCCCACAAACACGUGGCCUAUCUGUGGGCCAAGAGCCUGGGUGGGGAGGCCGCCGUCAGACUGCUCAACAAGCUGGGGCUCCUGGAGGCUGCCGUGGACCAUGCUGCUGACAACUGCUCCUUUGAAUUUGCAUUCGAGCUCGCUCGGCUGGCCCUGAAGCACAAAACCCCCGAAAUUCACCUGCGCUAUGCCAUGUACCUGGAGGAUGAGGGCAAAUUUGAAGAGGCUGAAGCUGAGUUCAUCAGGGCUGGGAAACCCAAGGAAGCCGUCCUCAUGUUUGUCCAUAACCAGGACUGGGAGGCGGCUCAGCGGGUGGCCGAGGCUCAUGAUCCCAACAGUGUGACCGAGGUGCUGGUGGGCCAGGCUCGGGGGGCCUUGGAGGAGAAGGAUUUCCAGAAAGCAGAGGCCUUGCUACUGCGGGCGCAGAGACCCGGCCUGGCCCUCAGUUACUACAAGGAGGCCGGGCUGUGGAGUGAGGCACUGCGCAUCUGCAAAGACUACGUGCCAGGGCAGCUGGAGGCCCUGCAGCAGGAAUACGAGCAGGAGGCGGCCAAGAAGGGUGCCAGGGGCAUGGAGGGGCUGGUGGAGCAGGCACGCCAGUGGGAGCAGGCAGCCGAGUACAGCCGCGCCGUGGACUGCUACCUCAAGGUGCGGGACACCGGCAACAGCAGUGGCCUGGUGGAGAAGUGCUGGAUGAAGGCCGCAGAACUCGCCAUCAAGUUCCUGCCCUCCCAGCGAAGUCUGGAAGUAGUUCAGGCCGUGGGGCCGCAGCUGAUUGGCAUUGGGAAGCACGGUGCUGCUGCGGAGCUCUUUCUGAACCUGAACUUGGUCAAAGAGGCCAUCGAUGCUUUGAUGGAAGGCGAGGACUGGAGCAAGGCCAAGCGCGUGGCCAAGGAGCUGGAUUCCCGGUACGAAGACUACGUGGACCAGCACUACAAGGAAUUCCUCAAGAACCAGGGCAAGGUGGACUCGCUGGUGAGCGUGGACGUGGUGGCCGCGCUGGAUCUGUACGUGGAGCAAGGCCAGUGGGACAAAUGCAUGGAAACCGCCACCCGGCAGAACUACAAGAUUCUGCACAAAUACGUGGCUUUGUACGCGACUCACUUGAUCCGAGAGGGCGACUGUGCCCAGGCCCUGGCGCUGUAUGUGCAGCAUGGAGCCCCUGCCAACUCCCAGAACUUCAACAUCUACAAGAGGAUCUUCACCGACAUGGUGAGCUCGCCCGGGAGCAACAGCGCUGAGGCCUACCACAGCUGGGCCGACCUGCGCGAUGUCCUCUUCAACCUGUGUGAGAACCUGGCGAAUUCCUCAGAGGCCAACUCCGCAGCCCACGAGGAGUUUGAGACGAUGCUGCUGAUUGCCCACUACUAUGCCACUCGCUCCGCAGCCCAGAGUGUCAAGGCCCUGGAAACCGUGGCUGCCAGGCUUUCUGUUUCGCUCUUGCGACACACGCAGCUGCUCCCUGCAGACAAGGCCUUCUAUGAAGCUGGCAUGGCAUCCAAGGCCGUCGGCUGGGAGAACAUGGCCUUCAUCUUCCUCAACCGAUUCCUGGAUCUGACCUAUGCCAUCGAGGAAGGGACAUUGGACAGCUUGGAUCACUCUGACUUCCAGGACACAGACAUUCCCUUCGAGGUGCCCCUUCCCGACAAACAGCACGUGCCGGAGGCCGAGAGAGAAGAGGUCCGGGACUGGGUGCUCACGGUGUCCAUGGACCAGCGGCUGGAGCAGGUUCUGCCUCGGGAUGAGCGCGGUGCCUAUGAGGCUUCCCUGGUAGCUGCGAGCACUGGCGUGCGAUCCCUGCCCUGCCUCAUAACAGGAUACCCUAUUUUAAGGAACAAAAUUGAAUUUAAGCGGCCUGGGAAGGCAGCCAACAAGGACAACUGGAAUAAGUUCCUAAUGGCUAUCAAGACCUCCCACAGCCCGGUGUGCCAGGACGUGCUCAAGUUCAUCAGCCAGUGGUGUGGAGGGCUGCCCAGCACCAGCUUCUCCUUCCAGUAAAGAGCCCGGGUUCUCUCCCGAAUUAAAGGCACAUGAGUGACUGAGACCGCUGUGCGCUGUGAUCCAGCCCCCAACGCCCCAGCCCGGUGGAGCCCUUUCCCCCCAGGACUCC
Messenger RNA from Suncus etruscus (white-toothed pygmy shrew), 5447 nucleotides. RefSeq names its product intraflagellar transport 172 (gene IFT172). The record is from RefSeq and is a predicted model, not a curated record. Gene Ontology annotation, molecular function: protein binding. NCBI's taxonomy places the organism in Eukaryota, Metazoa, Chordata, Mammalia, Eulipotyphla, Soricidae. Gene Ontology annotation, cellular component: ciliary basal body; axoneme; intraciliary transport particle B. Gene Ontology annotation, biological process: intraciliary transport.